Messenger RNA from Hibiscus syriacus, 1786 nucleotides. Its product is annotated as polyphenol oxidase, chloroplastic-like. NCBI's taxonomy places the organism in Eukaryota, Viridiplantae, Streptophyta, Magnoliopsida, Malvales, Malvaceae. The coding region runs from base 1 to 1737 and encodes 578 amino acids. Gene Ontology annotation, molecular function: catechol oxidase activity. Gene Ontology annotation, biological process: pigment biosynthetic process. The record is from RefSeq and is a predicted model, not a curated record. The transcript has a single exon.
AUGGCUUCCCUUUUCCCAUCUUCAUCGUCCACCACCUCAACCACCAUUCCCACGUCGAUCACCUCUUCCUUCUUUCCGAAAAGAUCCCAACUUUCCAUAAUCAGGAACCCAAAGCAUGGAGUUUCAUGCAAAGCCGUUAAUGGCGACAAAUUUGAUCGAAGAGAUGUCCUCAUUGGCCUCGGUGGUCUUUACUAUGGAGCAACUACCCUCGGAGAUGCAAUGGCUGCACCGGUUUUGGCCCCGGAUUUCGAAAAAUGUGGCCGUGCGGAUGUACCCGAAGGCGUUGGAUUGACCGAUUGUUGCCCGCCAGUUUCGCGAAAGAUCGUCGACUUUAAACCGCUGUUGUCGAAUUCACGGUUACGAGUCCGACCGGCAGCGCAUUUAGUCGACGACGAGUACGUGUGGAAAUAUUCCAAGGCGAUCGAGCUUAUGAAAGCUCUACCGGAUGAUGAUCAACGUAACUUCAUGCAACAAGCUAAUGUCCAUUGUGCUUAUUGUGAAGGUGCUUAUGAUCAAGUGGGGUUCCCUAAUCUUGAGCUCCAAGUUCAUAGUUCAUGGCUUUUCUUCCCCUUCCAUAGAUAUUAUUUGUACUUUUUCGAGAGAAUUUUGGGUAACUUGAUUGAUGAUCAGACGUUCGGCUUGCCGUUUUGGAACUGGGAUUUACCGGCCGGUAUGCAAAUGUCCCGCAUGUAUUCGGAUCCGAACUCGAGCUUAUACAAUGAGCUACGAAACUCACGGCAUUAUCCACCAACAAUGGUGGACCUCGGUUUCAAUGGCAACGACGUAACAACAACAAACAAAGCACAAAUACAAAGCAAUCUUAGAAUCAUGUAUAGGCAAAUGUUUUCAAAUGGCAAAACGCCUAGUCUCUUCCUCGGUGGACCUUUCCGAGCAGGCGACGAGCCGUAUGGAGGCUCGGGUUCGGUUGAAAACGUGCCACAUGGACCUGUUCAUGUAUGGUGUGGUGAUGAUAAGCAACCAAAUGGUGAAGACAUGGGAACAUUUUACUCUGACGCGAGAGAUCCUAUUUUCUACGCUCAUCACUCGAAUGUGGAUCGGACGUCGAGUAUCUGGAAGACAAUCGGAAACCGGAAUCGAAAAGAUUUCAACGACCAAGAUUGGCUUAACUCGUCGUUUCUCUUCUACGACGAGAAUGCGAAUCUGGUCCGUGUUAAAGUCCGAGAUUGCCUCGACCAUCGACGCUUGGGUUACGUUUAUCAAGAUGUUGAGAUUCCAUGGCUGAAGGCAAAGCCAACGCCUUCCCGGAAGCAGCCAUCAAAGGGCGGUCCAGGGAUUGCAUUAGCAGCAGAAAUCAAUGAACAAAAGCUCGUUUCCGGCAAUGAAUCAUUCCCGGUCGUUUUGGAUAAAACCGUGAGGGUAAACGUGGAAAGGCCGAAGAAAUCGAGGAGCAAGAAGGAAAAGGAAGAGGAGGAGGAAAUACUGGUGAUUGAGGUGGAGUUGAAGGGAGAUUUGUUCGAGAAGUUCGAUGUUUAUGUGAACGUGGAGGAUGAAGCGAACAUCGGACCCGACAACACUGAGUUUGCGGGGAGUUUUGUGAAUGUUCCACACAAGCAUAGACAUGGGAAGACAUUGAAGACAUGUUUGAGAUUGGGGUUAAGUGAUCUGUUGGAAGAUUUGGGAGCUGAAGACGAUGAUAGUGUUAUGGUUAUUUUGGUGCCAAAAUGCGUGAAUGGAAAUGUCAAGAUUGAUGGCAUCAAGAUUGAGUUUGAUAAUUAAUCACUUGUUAUUGCUCGCUUGGAAUUUGAGAAAAAUCGUUGUUUUUUCU